GGCCCCGGGGCCCUGAUAUAUGGAGCACAUCAGUACAGGACCUCGUUGUGGAGAUGCGAUGCGCACGCGGGUCUGGGAGCGCAUUUCUUGUGGGAGCUUUUAUUGAGGCUGGCGUUGCAGAAGUCGAUUAUAAUUUGCUGCUGCUUUUUUGUUGCUUUGCUGCUGGUUUCUGUUGCUUUGCUGCUGGUAUUACUGCUGGUCUGACUGCCGUUCGCUGACUGCUGUUGACCUCUCACUGUUGAAUAUCGAUUAUUGUCGAAGCUACCGAGUACUGUUGGUGCCUGUUGAUUACUGUUGAUUACUGUUGAUUACUGUUGAUUACUGUUGGUCACUAUUGAUUACCAUUGAUUACCAUUGAUUACCAUUGAUUACCAUUGAUUACCAUUGAUUACCAUUGAUUACUGUUGAUUACCAUUGAUUACUGUUGAUUACCAUUGAUUACCAUUGAUUACCAUUGAUUACUGUUGAUUACUGUUGGUGACUGUUGAUUCCUGUUGAAAUCCGU
This is a messenger RNA of Metschnikowia bicuspidata var. bicuspidata NRRL YB-4993, 505 nucleotides long. RefSeq lists its product as uncharacterized. Bases 54 to 218 code for a protein of 54 amino acids. The transcript has a single exon. NCBI's taxonomy places the organism in Eukaryota, Fungi, Ascomycota, Pichiomycetes, Serinales, Metschnikowiaceae. The record is from RefSeq and is a predicted model, not a curated record.